AAAUGCAAAAAAGUAUUACAUAUUACAUUCAUCAUCAUUCGUCUCAUUCUCAAUUUCGUUUCUAUCUCACAAAAUAAAUAGAUUACAAAAAUGGCAAUGUGAUUUGAUAUCUCUCUCACUCGCUUUCGUCGGUGAAGGGAAGAAAAAGCGAGAUUUCGCCGCAAAGUCCACACCUUUGAUCGAUCUUGAUUCUGGGUUUCUCCCAAAUUGAUUGGUAUCGAAUUCGAUUUCUUCAGGAUCUCAACCCACAAGAAUCAAUCAUGCUUUCGUUAUCCUCUUCUUCUUCCUCGUCGUUGCUUCGUCCGAGUUUACACUGCCAUGGUUCUUCUUCUUCUGGUCGGUCCGUCGUUUUACCAAGAAGGAGUGUUAUCUCGUUUCGUCGGAAAGUCUCUUGCUGUUGCAUAGCUCCUCCUCAGAAUUUGGACAACGAUGCCACUAAAUUCGAUAGUCUCUCUAAGUCAGGAGGAAGUAUGAGUAAACAGCGAGAGCCUGAGAAUGAUUCUGAUGUUCUUAUUGAAUGUAGAGAUGUUUACAAAUCGUUUGGGGAAAAACAUAUCUUGAAAGGUGUUAGCUUUAAGAUUAGACAUGGGGAAGCUGUUGGGGUGAUCGGUCCUUCUGGGACUGGGAAAUCAACCAUUUUAAAGAUCAUGGCUGGACUUCUUGCUCCAGACAAGGGAGAAGUUUAUAUACGAGGAAAAAAACGAGCUGGUUUGAUAAGUGAUGAGGAAAUAUCAGGACUUCGUAUUGGCCUGGUAUUUCAGAGUGCAGCUCUCUUUGAUUCUCUAUCAGUUCGUGAAAAUGUUGGUUUUCUACUUUAUGAAAGAUCAAAAAUGCCGGAGAAUCAAAUAUCUGAGCUUGUGACACAAACCUUAGCAGCUGUUGGACUGAAGGGGGUUGAGAAUCGAUUACCUUCUGAGCUAUCUGGUGGAAUGAAGAAAAGGGUUGCUUUAGCUCGUUCACUAAUUUUUGAUACAACAAAAGAGGUCAUAGAGCCAGAGGUGCUCUUGUACGAUGAGCCAACUGCUGGACUCGAUCCAAUUGCUUCAACUGUAGUUGAAGAUCUUAUACGGUCUGUUCACAUGACGGAUGAUGAUGCAGUUGGAAAACCUGGAAAAAUUGCGUCUUAUCUGGUUGUAACACAUCAACAUAGCACCAUUCAAAGAGCUGUAGACAGGCUAUUGUUUCUGUAUGAAGGAAAGAUCGUUUGGCAAGGAAUGACACAUGAAUUUACAACGUCAACUAAUCCAAUAGUUCAACAGUUUGCUACAGGCAGCCUCGAUGGACCAAUCAGAUACUAGGGGACGCAAUCUGAGACAUUUUGGGAUUGAAGAAAUGACGAGACACGGUUGGCACACAACAUAUGUCUGGAUUCUGGCAAAAUCAGUUCACAACCUCUGGCUUCCCAUUAAGAUUUGCAAGAAACCGUCCUAAGAGCAAUUAGUUCACAAGAAACUUCAGUUCCUCCUAAACAAAGCUUUAGCCUACUUGUAAACACUCUUUAUUCUUAGAAGCAUAGAUCAGGAAAGCAUUGUAAGUUGUGAGGUUUCACUAUAUAAUGCAUAAAUGAGAAUUGGGGUUUUUAUCUGCCAAGAACAA
This is a messenger RNA of Camelina sativa (false flax), 1596 nucleotides long. RefSeq names its product protein TRIGALACTOSYLDIACYLGLYCEROL 3, chloroplastic. The record is from RefSeq and is a predicted model, not a curated record. NCBI's taxonomy places the organism in Eukaryota, Viridiplantae, Streptophyta, Magnoliopsida, Brassicales, Brassicaceae. Gene Ontology annotation, molecular function: ATP hydrolysis activity; ATP binding.